Heterocephalus glaber (naked mole-rat) is the source of this 1392-nucleotide messenger RNA. Its product is annotated as ferritin heavy chain-like. Gene Ontology annotation, cellular component: mitochondrion; cytoplasm. Gene Ontology annotation, biological process: intracellular iron ion homeostasis; iron ion transport. Gene Ontology annotation, molecular function: ferric iron binding; ferrous iron binding. The record is from RefSeq and is a predicted model, not a curated record. NCBI's taxonomy places the organism in Eukaryota, Metazoa, Chordata, Mammalia, Rodentia, Bathyergidae.
UCUAUACUGGCAACUAUUUCAUUACUUAAAAUAACCAGGAAGUCAAUUUAUAAACAGGAGCUUUGCCGCCGCCCCCCUCCCCCAGAUGAAUUGACUUUUUGUGCCUUUCCUCCUCCACCCCUUGAAGUCCUUGCACAGGAAAAGAUCAGCAAGGAAGAACAAGAGCAGCUUCUCUUUCUCAAAUCACAGCGGCUACAGCAUUUUUAACAGGUCAAGUAACAAAUUACAAACUUCAAAGACAGGAAUCUUGGGUGGAAGGUGCGGCACACGCUGAGCUGAAUGGACUGUGUGGCCCAGUGUCCUCCCGGCGUUCUAGCAUGGAAUUCUGCGGGUGAUGGGAAAGGCCGUGUGACGCAGUAGCUGUCACCUAGGACGGCAGUCUGAUUCACACUCGAUGCCCCUGCUACCAGACCACGGGCUGGGGCUGAGCCCACCUGGCCUCAGUUUCCCCUCUUCUGAGAAGGAGGAGCCAUGCUGUCCGGUCUCUGGCUCCUCUGCAGGCACCUCAGCCCUACCCUGGCGUCCCUGAGCAGAGCGCGCAGCUUCACUCCCUCAGCGCGGGCCGCCGGUUGCAGCCCAGGGCUCCUGGCCGUCACCCCCAGAAGACUGCUAGCCACCGCGGCCUCCUCGGGAGACUCUGCCAGGCCUCCUCGGGUGCGCCAGAACUUUCACCCCGACGCCGAGGCUGCGAUAAACUGCCAGAUCAACCUGGAACUGUACUCGUCCUACGUAUACUUAUCCAUGGCCUACUACUUUUCCCGGGAUGACGUGGCCUUGAACAAUUUCUCCAGGUAUUUCCUUCGCCAGUCCCUGGAGGAGAGAGAGCACGCAGAGAAGCUGAUGUGGCUACAGAACCAGCGAGGCGGCCGGAUCUGCCUACAGGACAUCAAGAAACCUGGCCAGGACGACUGGGAAAGCGGGCUGCAUGCCAUGAAGUGUGCCCUGGUCUUGGAAAAGAAUGUGAACCAGUCCUUACUAGAAUUGCAUGCUCUGGCUUCGGGCAGAGAUGACCCCCAUUUGUGUGACUUUCUGGAAACCCAUUUCCUUCAUGAGCAGGUGAAGUCUAUCAAAGAACUAGGCGACCACGUGCACAAUUUAGUUACCAUGGGAGCCCCGGAUUCUGGCCUAGCCGAGUACCUUUUCGACAAACAUACCCUUGGAAAUGAAAACAAGCAGAAGUAAGCCACAGGCUGCCUUUCCCACAGCUCAGAGGGGCCUGAGACCUGGAGUCAAGUGUCUCCUGUUUCUUCCCCUUAAAACCUUCCAUCUUUACGCUUUUCUCCUGUUAUGUUCUUCCUCCAGUAAAGUAAUAUUUAGAGAAAACAUACUGAGCCUGUUGUGCCCAGAUCGCAAAGUCCCCAAAGACCAUCAAGGAGCCGAUUCCGAUGUAAA